AUGCUUUAAAACAAAAUUUAUUAACUAAAUACACCUAAGAGAGGAGUUUCUCAUUCUGAAUCUAUAAAGAAAAAACUAUUAAGACUAAAUCUUGAUUCAUUGAAAACUCAUGAAACAGAAACCUAAAUGAAUAGCGAUUUACUAACCACCAGUAGAGCUCAUCAUUAUAAAUCAAUUAGUUCAACUUUGUUCUAAAGAAAAAACAGUAAAUAUCCAGCAAUCUUGUAACAGUUAUAAUAAUAAUACUCAACAGCAUUUAAAAAUAAAGAACUUGAUAAGGCAAUCGAUGCAGUUGUAGAUGUUAUGAUUUUAUAAGUUGUAAGAGACAACAUUAUUGGAUUGUUUAAUGCUUAUGUAUUAGUAGCAGAAACAUACUUAAAAUUUACAUAUUACUCUUCAGCAAUCCAAACUUUUACAUAAUUAGUAAUUAAAAUGAUUAUUUUAGUUGUAUUUAUGUGAUAUAUGUAAUGAUGUUGAAGAAGUCUAAAAAUCAUUUAGAUAAAAGGUCUUACUCAAACUCAGUAAUUUAGCACAUAAUUUAAAAAUGCAUGAAACCGCCGUCAAAAUUUUAAAAAAGUUAUUACAAUAUUCUUGGCAUUUUAAAGAUAAAUAUUUAGAAGUAGUAUGCUUUGAUAAACUUGGAUAAGAAGCUUAUUUAUAAGCAAAUUUAGAAAAGGCUCAAUUUUAUCAUUGUAGAGCCAUUUGGGGAAGAUCAGAACCUGAAAAUUCUAAUCAUUAUCAGAUAUCUACUUAAAAUAUUGGAUAGUAUUUAAAAAAGCUUCCAAAAGGAAUUUAACAUAUAGAUUAAAAUUUAUUAAGCAAGGCUACUUUUCUACCUUUCACAUUUAUUAAUUCAACAUUAAAUUAAUAAAAUAAUAAUGGUCCAUAAUAUUAUUGUGGCAUUGAAGUUACUAAUUAUUAUUUAAAAAAUAUGAAUGUGAUUAAAUAACCCCAUAGAUUUUUAUCUCAUGUUACUCCUGAAGCAAGUUUUUAAAAGUUAUUUAUUACUUCUUAAUUUGAAUUUGAAAUUUCUACUCCGAGAUAAGCAAAAUAAGAUUCACAUUCAAAUGAUCUAUUAAGAAUAAAUCCAUAAGAUUUAUUUAUUUCAGUCUUAUAAAAUUCUAAUGAUAGAGAAGAACUCUUAUAUAUGAAUAAAGUUAAAUAAUAAAAUAAAAUGGGUGGAUUUGUAAAUUAUUAUUAUUAUUAAUAAUUUAGAUACCUCCAACAUCUUAUCGAAUUUAAAGGAAAGAUUAACCUAAAAUUGAUAAAAAAUUAUUGAAAUAACCUUUAAUUAAAAUGAUUAAUGAAAGAUUAACAAGUUAACCAAAUUUUACAGAAAUAAUAGAAGAAAGAUAUCGUGCUGCUAGAAUGAAUCAUAGUAGAGUUCCUUUAAAAGAUCAUGUGAGAAUUUCUCAUUUAAGUCCUAAUAGAGAUUUACUUAAUUAUGGAGAAUGUUAUUAGGCAACUGCUGAUCCAGAUCAAAUGUUUAUUACUAAUAUACUAUUUUGA
This is a messenger RNA of Paramecium sonneborni, 1509 nucleotides long. The record is from the annotation of a GenBank genome assembly. NCBI's taxonomy places the organism in Eukaryota, Ciliophora, Oligohymenophorea, Peniculida, Parameciidae.